AUGGCAGGUUCUCAUCGUGCAUGGAGCCUUUUGGGCGCCGUGCUGACGAUAGGGUUCUGCACAAGAACUGCACAUGCUGAUCUAUGCGCUCCCCUUACUUCCGAUGGCCCUGUACUAGUUACUCCUAACUGUACCGAUGCCAAUUUCACCCCCAUCAUCGACGGUGAAAUGGACCAGCCACUACCGAUUGCACACCGGAGAGUUUCUGGUUACAUCAAUGAAACCGGAAUCCGUUUUACCAUCAGCCUCCCGAAGAAAGACCUCUGGGAAGGCCGGUUUUUCCAACUCGUCUACCCAACUCAAACCGAGAACGCAACUGAUGAGACUAUUGCAUUUGGGGCUGACAGCGGCGGAUACACCGUGCAGCUCGGUGGCGGCACUGGUUAUCAAGCCAAUGCUGCCGUUGCAAAACUUUCACGACAAGUUGCUUCCACGUACUAUCAGCAUAAUGGCUCCAUUUAUGGUUACAUCUACGGCGGGAGUGGCGGUUCACUGCAAACUGCUGGGGCUAUGGAAAACACUCAGGAUGUUUGGAAUGGUGCAGUGCCAAUUAUCCAGGCUAUACCCAUUUCCUUCAUGAACAAUCCUACGCCUCGUGGCUUGGCGGGUAUUGUCCUAAGGAACAAGUCCGCCGAGAUCGAGGAUGCUUUGAAGCCCGGAGGCAGCAUGGAUCCUUACGCGAACCUGAACCCCGUGCAGCAUCAGAUCCUCGAGGAGGUUACGAAACUGGGGAACCCCUUAGAAAGCUGGCAAGACUUUGACGCCAUUGCCGACAUGACUGAUCUAUCGAAGCUGAACUACGACGUCCGAGGCAUAGAUACGACCUAUGCAGACGACUUCUGGAACACGGAAGGAUACCUCGGCACGGAGAAAUCUCCUCUUGGUGACCUCCUCCGCUCCAGGCUGGUUAAUCAGUCUGCCACUAUCACCUCCAUUACCUACGUAGAUGGAAAACCAACCAAUGUUACCAUCGACAACGUCCCUCCCCAGGAUUUACACCUUGGUCUUGACUUUGCGCUCUACUCGAAAAACGGCACUGAAAUCGGACUUAUCAGAGGGGCCCUCAAUGGAAGCACAAUUGCUGUAGAAGCCGUCACAAGCUCUGAAGUUCUUCAUAGCCUGAAAGAAGGGCUUCAAGUACGUGUAGACAACCGGUGGUUCAUCGCUAUGCACGCCUACUACAGACAUCAAGUGCCAUCUCGCGAUGGCUACUACGCCUGGGAUUAUCUUCGCAACUCGUCUGGCGCCCCAGUCUACGUUCAACGCCCCAUUGAGACUAGUGUUUUAAUUGCCAAAGCCGCGGCUGGAGGUGGCACACACACCGGCAAGAUUAGAUGCAAGAUUAUCGUCAUCGAUAACCUUCUUGAUGAGCAAGCCUAUCCGUGGCACGCCGACUGGUACCGAGGACAGGUAGUCAAAUCACUUGGAGAUACCCUGGAUCAGAACUACCGACUUUGGUACAACGAGCAUGCUGACCAUGAUUUUGGCGCUGUUACGGGUGCCAGAGCGUCACGAGUUAUCGAGUUCACUGGGUUGUAUCAGCAGGCACUACGUGAUUUGGCUAUGUGGGUGGAAAAAGGCCAGGAGCCACCUCGUUCUACCAACUACACCAUUUCUCCUGACGCCCAAGUCAAAGUUCCAGCGAAUGUGUCGGAACGAUAUGGGAUACAGCCAUCAGUCACACUAAGUCUCAACGGAACCAACCGCUUCGAGGCCGCGUCGCAAGCACCCGUUUCAAUGACUGUCCAUGCUGAGGUGCCUCCCAAUACCGGUAGCAUCGUAGCUGUGGAAUGGGAUUACCUGGGCAUCGGAGAGUUUGUGAGCUCCCCACUUGGUGCCGCAGUCACACCUCUGUCUAUGACAAGUAACUAUACCUACAGUCAGCCAGGUACUUACUUCCCGGCUGUACGAAUCACGUCUCAAAGAGAGGGAAACAUGACUAGUCCUUUUGGACGUGUGUCUAACCUCGGCCGGGGACAAGUUAUUGUAUCCUAA
Colletotrichum truncatum is the source of this 1995-nucleotide messenger RNA. RefSeq names its product pkd domain containing protein. The record is from RefSeq and is a predicted model, not a curated record. NCBI's taxonomy places the organism in Eukaryota, Fungi, Ascomycota, Sordariomycetes, Glomerellales, Glomerellaceae.